Aspergillus tanneri is the source of this 1002-nucleotide messenger RNA. It is a transcript of the gene CKA1, whose product is annotated as casein kinase II subunit alpha/alpha'. The transcript is spliced from 4 exons. The record is from RefSeq and is a predicted model, not a curated record. Gene Ontology annotation, molecular function: protein serine/threonine kinase activity; ATP binding. Lineage: Eukaryota; Fungi; Ascomycota; Eurotiomycetes; Eurotiales; Aspergillaceae. Gene Ontology annotation, biological process: DNA damage response; regulation of transcription by RNA polymerase I; regulation of transcription by RNA polymerase III. The coding region runs from base 1 to 1002 and encodes 333 amino acids. Gene Ontology annotation, cellular component: cytosol; nucleus; protein kinase CK2 complex.
AUGGCGCGCGUUUACGCUAAUGUCAACGAGCAUAUGCCUCGGUCGUACUGGGACUAUGAUAGUGUCAACAUCUCCUGGGGAGUCUUGGAGAACUACGAGGUGGUCCGCAAGAUCGGUCGGGGCAAGUAUUCCGAAGUGUUCGAGGGCAUCAAUGUCGUCAAUUAUCAGAAGUGUGUCAUCAAGGUCCUCAAGCCGGUCAAGAAGAAGAAGAUUAAGCGCGAGAUCAAGAUUCUUCAGAACCUAGCGGGAGGUCCCAAUGUGGUUGCCCUGUUGGAUGUGGUCCGCGAUAGUCAGAGCAAGACCCCAAGCCUGGUGUUCGAAUACGUGAAUAACACCGACUUUCGGACAUUGUAUCCGCGAUUUAGCGACUACGAUGUUCGCUUCUAUGUCUAUGAGCUAUUGAAGGCGCUGGAUUUCUGCCACAGUAAGGGUAUCAUGCAUCGUGACGUGAAGCCCCACAAUGUCAUGAUCGACCAUGAAAAAAGAAAGCUGCGUCUUAUCGACUGGGGUCUUGCCGAAUUCUACCACAAGGGUACCGAGUACAACGUCCGAGUCGCCUCUCGUUACUUUAAGGGCCCCGAGUUACUGGUCGACUUCCAAGAGUACGACUACUCCCUCGACAUGUGGUCUCUGGGGGCCAUGUUCGCGUCCAUGAUCUUCCGCAAGGAGCCCUUCUUCCACGGAAACAGCAAUUCGGACCAGCUGGUUAAAAUUGCUAAGGUUCUGGGGACAGAGGAGCUCUUUGAAUAUUUGGACAAAUACGAAAUUGAGCUUGAUCCCCAGUACGACGAAAUCCUCUCCCGGUUCCCACGCAAAACCUGGCAAUCCUUCGUCAACGCCGACAACCAGCGCUUCGUCAGUGAUGAGGCGAUCGACUUCUUGGACAAGCUUUUGCGAUACGACCAUGCUGAACGACUUACCGCCCAGGAGGCCAUGGCUCACCCUUAUUUUGCUCCCGUUCGGGCAGCAGAGGCACGGAGUGGGAACAAUGUUGCUUCCUGA